UGAAGCCCAAGUCCUCGCGGGCUGCAGCGCGGAGACCCGAGGCCGGCUCGCUGUGGCCGGGGGACCCCACCAGGCCAAUGCCAGCAUCAGCAUGAGAGGCUGGCCUGCAGCCCCGGCCGGUGCUCACCCCGGGGGGCCGCUGCUCUGCUGCGUCCAGUUGCCACUGGCUGCUCACUCUUGCCCUCCGCGCGUCUUUGUUCCCAGCCAGAUAGUGUUCGGAUUCUCUCAUUAACUCUCUCCGCUCCAAAGGGGUCCAGAGGCUGGGAUGCUCUGCCAGCUUGAAGAAUGUUGACUCUCGAGUGGGAGUCGGAAGGACUGCAAACAGUGGGUAUUGUUGUGAUUAUAUGUGCAUCUCUGAAGCUGCUUCAUUUGCUGGGACUGAUUGAUUUUUCGGAAGAUAGUGUAGAAGAUGAGCUGGAAAUGGCCACCGUCAGGCAUCGGCCUGAAGCUCUUGAGCUUCUGGAAGCCCAGAGCAAAUUUACCAAGAAGGAGCUCCAGAUUCUUUACAGAGGAUUUAAGAAUGAAUGCCCCAGUGGUGUUGUUAAUGAAGAAACCUUCAAAGAGAUUUACUCCCAGUUCUUUCCACAGGGAGACUCUACAACAUAUGCACAUUUUCUGUUCAAUGCUUUUGAUACGGAUCACAAUGGAGCUGUGAGUUUUGAGGAUUUCAUCAAGGGUCUUUCCAUUUUGCUACGGGGGACAGUACAAGAAAAACUCAACUGGGCAUUUAAUUUGUAUGAUAUAAAUAAAGAUGGCUACAUCACUAAAGAAGAAAUGCUUGAUAUAAUGAAAGCAAUAUAUGAUAUGAUGGGUAAAUGCACAUAUCCUGUCCUCAAAGAAGAUGCUCCCAGACAACAUGUUGAAACAUUUUUCCAGAAAAUGGACAAAAAUAAAGAUGGAGUUGUUACUAUAGAUGAGUUCAUUGAAAGUUGCCAAAAAGAUGAAAACAUAAUGCGCUCCAUGCAGCUCUUUGAAAAUGUGAUUUAACUUGUCAAAUACACAUCCUCACACAGACAAAUGUGAACUAUUCUUCCGCACUUAAAGUUGGAGCUAUCACUUUUAGCAUAGAUUGCUCAGCUUUACACUGAGGCAUAUUAUGCAAACAAGCUUUGUUUUAACAUAAAGCAAUCCCCAAAAGGUUUGAGCUUUCCAGUUUUAAAUUCACAUCCUUUUCAUAAUACAACUGAGUUCAUGGGAUGUUCUAAGUCGUCUCAUACCCUGUGAAUAUUGAAAAGUAAGAGAAUUUGGCAUAUAGUUUUAUUGAUUCUUUAGCCAUGGGAUUGAGCUUUCACAUUAUCAGUGAUUUUAAAAUGCCAGUGUUUUUUGCUACUCAUUUAUAUGUAUUCAGCCCCAGGAUUUUAAAUCGUUUUCUAAAAUACUGACAUCCAUAUUUAAUUUCCAGAAAUUAAUUUUCAUGUUCAUAUGCUGUAAUUCCAUUUAUAUACUUUAAGUAAAAA
Messenger RNA from Manis pentadactyla (Chinese pangolin), 1457 nucleotides. It is a transcript of the gene KCNIP4, whose product is annotated as potassium voltage-gated channel interacting protein 4. The transcript has 8 exons. Gene Ontology annotation, cellular component: voltage-gated potassium channel complex. The record is from RefSeq and is a predicted model, not a curated record. Gene Ontology annotation, biological process: regulation of potassium ion transmembrane transport. Gene Ontology annotation, molecular function: potassium channel regulator activity; calcium ion binding. NCBI's taxonomy places the organism in Eukaryota, Metazoa, Chordata, Mammalia, Pholidota, Manidae. The coding region runs from base 286 to 987 and encodes 233 amino acids.